Molecule: messenger RNA, 1021 nt
Organism: Olea europaea var. sylvestris
Lineage: Eukaryota; Viridiplantae; Streptophyta; Magnoliopsida; Lamiales; Oleaceae
Exons: 3
Coding region: 497-1021 (174 amino acids)
Source: RefSeq, a predicted model, not a curated record
AAUUCCCGCGACUGCAAAAGUCAAUUAAUGUAAUACACGUUGUAAACAAGAUUAGAUUUUCGAUGAUUUCAUUUGGUAUAGGGAAAAACUCUCUCAUGCUAGGAUUUGGUUGCUCAAUUUGAUGGAAUACCUAGGAUGGAGAAAUAGUUAUUACUUUCAUUUCAUUGAUAGUCUCAAUUACUGUUGACCAUAUUGAGGUGUACAAAAUGGUGUCAUUGAUUGUCUUAAGUAUUCGUCAAAUAGUUGAGGUGUAUGAAAUCACUUGCAUACAUAUCCUUCACUGUUUCAUAUUGACUCUCCAUUUAUGCUCACUUAUUUUAAUUUGUUUCCUAUUUUUGAUAAUAAGUAUGAUAACUUGAAUGGCGACGAAUCCGUAGGUCCUUUUCAUUUUUUUUCAAUUAUGAACGUGUGUUUCUAACUUCGGUGCUGAGGUCAUAUUCCGGACACAUUCAUUGGUGUUCUAUUCCAAGCCUCCCGUUUGUAUAUACCAGGGCAUAUGGAGUUUGAAUUCCUGAUUCCAGAAGACGCACGGUUGCGCGCCCACAUUUCCCAACGCAGCAACCUCAAGUAUGUUAAGACUGUGAUGGACCAUUUUGACGAGCGGCAACGUGAGGACUUUCGCAACUCCCCCCUCGGGUAUCUGGCUGAUAUUCCAGACAUUCAAUUCUCUGCCCAGCUAAUCCUACAGCUACUGUUUAGAACAAUCCGCACAGAAAAGGCGAACGAGCUUUGGUUCAAUGUGCAAGGACACCUGAUGAGAUUCGGUCUACAAGAGUACGCUGCGAUGACGGGGUUAAGAUGCGGUGCAUUCCCCGAGGGAGACGAUUUUGAUCGAUUGAUUGAGAGGAAAAGGUUAAAAGAGAGGUACUUUAAGUCCAAUGACAAGGUAUCAUUGGCACAACUACAGUGUACUGUUGCCCGACCAUCGACGACCCAUGCUGAUCGCUACAAUCUAGGCCUUGUUCUAAUUGUCGAGGGAGUAUUCAGUGCUCCGGAUAAUAACGUUGGUUUGGGCGUUUGA